Messenger RNA from Nelumbo nucifera (sacred lotus), 1999 nucleotides. It is a transcript of the gene TIC40, whose product is annotated as hydroxyproline-rich glycoprotein family protein. Gene Ontology annotation, cellular component: chloroplast inner membrane; chloroplast thylakoid membrane. The record is from RefSeq and is a predicted model, not a curated record. Gene Ontology annotation, biological process: protein import into chloroplast stroma; chloroplast organization. NCBI's taxonomy places the organism in Eukaryota, Viridiplantae, Streptophyta, Magnoliopsida, Proteales, Nelumbonaceae.
CAGCUAAUCUUUGCUCAAUGGGGCGGAGCGCUCCGUGGGGACUGGGUCACUGUCACUGGGGAGCCCAUCCGAAUUCUGCAGUUGGAUAAAACGGGGGCGGGGAAAGAAUCGGCGGGUUAAUCUUGCUAUUUAUCAAUAGACAAACCAGAAGCCCUUGAACCAAAGUGCUGAAUAUAGUUUCAGUGAAAUUUUAGGGUUUCGGUGAAUUGGUUUUUGAACGUCGAAGAUUAAGUGCCGAGGAAAGGGAUCAGUUGCAAAUGGAAAAUCUAGCUCUAGCUCCUCCAAAGUUUCUAUUGGGUUCUUCACCAAGCCUCACAGGCAUCUCAAGCAGGCGCCCCUUGUUUUUUUCCAAUUUACCUAAAAAGAGAAGAGAGGGCAUUGUGAGAACCAGAAACCUUAUCUCUUCUGUAAGCCAGGGAAAUGUUGAUGGAACAACAAGAAGAAUUCCCAGAGAUGUGCGGGAAAGGUUAGGGAUGGAGGUUUUUGCAAGUAUUUCUUCUUCAAGCAGAACAGAAGUGUCUUCAGUUGGUGUUAACCCACAGCUCUCAGCACCAUCCCCACCUUCUUCUAUAGGGUCACCUCUCUUUUGGAUUGGAGUUGGCGUUGGGCUCUCGGCACUUUUUUCAUGGGUGGCGACAAACUUAAAGAAAUAUGCCAUGCAGCAGGCUUUCAAGACUUUGAUGGGCCAGAUGUCCACAGAAAAUAAACAGUUUGGAAAUGCUGUUUUCUCUCCGGGAGCACCAGCCUUUUCUCCAGGAUCACCAUUCCCAUAUCCAAUGUCCACGGUAUCAGCUCCAUCUGCUGCACCUGCUCCUUCUGCUUCACAGCCUGUGGUUACUGUAGAUGUACCUGCUACUAAAGUAGAACCAACAUCAACCAAAGAAGUCAAAGAUGAAACUGAAAUAAAGGAGGAACCUAAGAAAUAUGCUUUUGUAGAUGUUUCUCCAGAUGAGGUGUCGAAGAAGUCUGCCUUUGAAAGUCCUAAAGAAUCAAUUGAGACAACUCCCUCCCAGGAAGUUAAAUAUGCUGGUGAAGAUUCACAAAAUGGAACUACUGCCAAGCAAGAUAAUGGAUCUCCUAGGGAGCAGUCCCAAUCUAAUCGAAAAUCUGGUUCUGUCUUAUCAGUUGAAGCUUUGGAGAAAAUGAUGGAAGACCCAACAGUACAAAAGAUGGUUUAUCCUUAUUUGCCUGAAGAGAUGAGAAACCCAGCUACUUUCAAAUGGAUGCUUCAAAAUCCACAAUACCGUCAGCAGUUGGAAGAUAUGCUAAACAAUAUGGGGGGAAGCAAUGAAUGGGACAAUAAAAUGAUGGAUUCGUUGAAAAAUUUUGAUCUUAGCAGUCCAGAAGUCAAACAGCAGUUUGAUCAAAUUGGGCUUACACCAGAAGAGGUCAUUUCAAAAAUUAUGGCCAAUCCUGAUGUUGCCAUGGCGUUUCAGAAUCCAAGAGUACAGGCUGCCAUCAUGGAUUGUUCACAGAACCCUCUGAGUAUUGCGAAAUAUCAAAAUGACAAAGAGGUCAUGGACGUUUUCAAUAAAAUCUCGCAACUAUUUCCCGGGGUGACGGGGUCACCUUGAUUUCCUAGACGCAGUUGCGGCCUUGGUUUCGCAGAUCUCAACAUCCUUAGUUUUGCAUAACCAUAUAGGGUGGUGGCUAUAUUUCACGCUCUCGUGUUUAAAGAUGCAUGCAAAUGUCUUACGAGCCUGGGGUUGUCAUUCGGUUAAUCUCUUCAUUACACCCUCCUGUGGCUGAAAUUAAAUUAUUCACUCGUGAGGUUGGAGACACUUUUGAUCACAAUAAGCACAUUGCUUGGGAAUUUGUGCAAAUGUAUUCAUUUUGUUCCCAUUAAGUAUUUGUUGGAAUACAUUUUUGAUAGGCUGUAAAAAUUCAGAUGUACGCAAGAGGGCUUUUCUUCUGUUUCCAAACUUGCACACUUUAUAUAGUUUUAGAAUUUUGGAUGCUUGAUGUUUUUAUGGUAUGAUACCGCAGACACUUUUAACAA